This is a messenger RNA of Arctia plantaginis, 2514 nucleotides long. Lineage: Eukaryota; Metazoa; Arthropoda; Insecta; Lepidoptera; Erebidae. The record is from the annotation of a GenBank genome assembly.
AUGAACUCCACGGAGACCAGCCUGGAUGUCAACCGGUCUACACCAAUCUAUACGAUCGGCACCAGCUUUAUAAUACAAUGGAAAAUGUUGAAGAUGAGACAGCGCCCGUGCCUUGCAACGGGUGAAUACCAGGAGUGCCAUGGCGAAUAUAUGAUCACCAAUAGUACCAACAUCACUGAUUUGUACUUCUUUAAUAACAGCUUUCCAAACAUUCUGACUACUAAUGGGGAACUGCAACCAGUUCUUCCUCCGUUUCCUCUGUGGCUGGCGGCCAUCUUUGCGACCUGCCUCGUCCUGGUCAUCUUGCUAACAGUCAGUGGGAACGUACUCGUACUCCUGGCCUUCCUGGUGGACAGGACGAUCCGACAGCCUAGUAAUUAUUUCAUAGCCUCACUUGCUGCUACGGAUCUGUUGAUUGGUACUCUGUCGCUGCCGUUCUACACAGACUACGUUUUAAAGGGGUAUUGGCAUUUAGGACCCUUGCUUUGCGACCUUUGGUUGUCUGUCGAUUACACUGUAUGUCUUGUCUCACAGUACACCGUUCUUCUGAUUACUGUAGACAGAUUCUGCAGCGUGAAAAUUGCGGCUAGAUAUAGAGCGUGGCGAACAAAAAAUCGAGUCAUCUGGAUGGUCACCGUGACAUGGAUUAUACCAGCUUUACUGUUCUUCACAACAAUAUUUGGUUGGGAACAUUUUGUUGGCUAUAGAGAUUUACAAGAAGGCGAAUGUGCUGUACAGUUUUUGAAAGAUCCGAUUUUUAAUACAGCUUUAAUCAUAGGUUAUUAUUGGACUACUCUCUUCGUAUUAAUUGUCUUAUAUGCUGGUAUAUUCAAAACAGCUUAUGAUAUGCAAAAAAAGAGUGAAGCUAAGCAACGGAAAAUGCAGUCAAUGGUAGCUUUAAGUGCUGGAGUAAUGCAAGGAAUGGCUGGCCGAGCUGCUGGCAUGGCAAACUUAUCUAAAGCCACAAUAUCUAGUGAGGAUCAAAUAAAAGUUUCUGAAACAGUCCGUAAAGAUUCUACUUCAAAAGGGUCGCUAGCUGCACCUUUACUUAAUUUAGGCGGUUCUACUGACUCAAAUUCCAGUCAAAAGUCUUCAGCUCAUAAAAGUAGUGCCACUGUCACUGGUACUUCAACUACAAAUGAAUCCGAAGGAGAUAAGAAAGAGGAUCAAGUAGAAGCUGAAAGAUCGAGCAGCCCUGCAUUUGAUUCAGAUGAAGAAAGCACUACACAGACAAAUGUUAAAAAACGACCUUCGGUGGCAAACUUAGUGAUGCAAACUGGUGCAAUGCAAUUGUUGAAUAACAUGCGUUUAAAUGGAGGUAUGAUGAUCAAAACAGAUGUAACGAAGCAGUCUCCAAUAUUGAAUCAUGAUACGGAUAAGCCAAAAACAUCGUUAUCACUGAUAUCAGAAAAGAGUUUGCUUGACACGGACAAUCCUGACACACAAAGUAACGAAAACACACAAGCACAAACAAUGGCUCAGUCUACGGCUAGUUUUAUGUCUCCUGUGUCAUCAGGCAUAGCCACUCCUUUAGAACACAGAGAAGUAACAACAACAAUUGCUCAAAGGAUUAUUCCACCACCUUCAGAAUUUCGUUGUAGUCCAGCUGUGUCUGAAAGUCCUCCAUCUCAAUCCGAAUCUUCUCGAACAAAAACUGUAAGACUUGUAAAAGGUGAUGGAACUUCUUACGAUGUUUUAGUGGGUAUGGAUGGUGCAGAUUUAAGGUAUAUGGAUGAAAGCUCAGUUAUUUUACCUUCUCCCACUUAUGAAAGUCCGCCUUCUUCUGUCACUUUUCCAACUGCAACUGAACCCUCGUCUCCACCAACUUUGAAUUCAGGUAACGUAACCAACACGUCCUUGUUGCAAGCUGCUUUAAUUAGAGCAACUGCCGAAGCUAAAGUAACACAACCCAAAACUAAUUUCUCCUCGCCACCUCCAGGCAAACUAAACACCGAAGUAAGUUUAACAUCUGGAGAACGUUCAAAACCAGUUAUUACUCUCGUAUCAUCGUCUUCCAAUAACAAUGAGCCUCAACCGCUAAAAGCAACGGAGACAAAAAUAUCUCCUCUAAAACUAAAUCCCGCUAUAAGUCCAGCCGUUGAAAACAGCGAAAUAUCAAGUACUGUAGUAACUGGGUCAGGCCGCGGUGAUUCUAAGAAAGAGUUUGUGAAGAACAUAGGAAAAAAAUUAAAAGUUAAACGUUCAAAGCGGGACGGCCUAUUCCAAAGUAUCGGACGACAGAAAUCUAAAUCAGAAAACCGAGCUAGAAAAGCUUUUAGAACUAUAUCUUUCAUAUUGGGUGCGUUCGUCGUUUGUUGGACUCCCUAUCACGUACUUGCAUUGGUAGAAGGUUUUUGUACAGAUCCACCGUGUAUUAACAAACAUUUGUAUAUGUUCUCGUACUUCCUAUGUUAUGCUAAUAGUCCGAUCAACCCUUUCUGCUACGCGUUGGCGAAUCAGCAAUUCAAGAAGACCUUCACGAGACUCCUCCGGGGUGAUUUUCACAUCACCUAG